AGACCCAUCAACCAAUCCCUCUGUCUCUCUCUCUCUCUCUCUCUCUUCCCUAUAUUCUAAGCAAACCCCACAACCAUCAAUGUCAUCAUGAUCAUUUUUCCCACUUCAUGAAGCCUCCUCCUCUCCUCUCUCCCUCUGUAGCGCUCUUUCUCUAUAAAGUAUUCACUGACCUACACCAACCCAGUUGGGAGAUAAAUUAAAGUACUGCCACUACCCAUACCAAGGAUAUCUCAUCCACAGCCUCUCAAAAUGAGGAAGCCAGCUGAGCCCUCGGCAGCAGCCGGGACCAACAACAAGCUUCGGAAGGGCUUGUGGUCGCCAGAAGAGGACGACAAGCUCAUGAGUUACAUGCUCAACAAUGGACAAGGUUGUUGGAGUGAUGUCGCUAGAAAUGCCGGCUUGCAGAGGUGUGGGAAGAGCUGUCGCCUUCGUUGGAUUAAUUACUUGAGGCCUGACCUCAAGCGAGGUGCCUUCUCGCCCCAAGAAGAAGCCCUCAUCAUCCAUUUGCACUCCCUUCUUGGCAACAGGUGGUCUCAAAUUGCAUCACGCUUGCCAGGACGCACGGACAACGAGAUAAAGAACUUCUGGAACUCAACAAUAAAGAAAAGGAUAAAGAACUUGUCAUCCACACCCUCGCCAAACACAAGCGACGUCUCAUCAUCGCCUAAAGAUGUUAUGGGGGGACUCAUUUCCAUCCAAGAACAUGGCAGCAGCAUCAUGCCCAUGUACAUGGAUUCAUCAUCUUCCAUGCAGAAUAUGACCCUGAACAACCACCACAUGAUCGAAUAUCCAUCGCAUGUGCUCGAGCAUGGCCUGAACAUGCCAAGCGGAUAUCUUAAUGCAGUACCCCAAUACAUGACUCACCAAAUUGGUGUAUGCGGAGAUAGUUUUCAUGGGGGAAAUGGUGUGUUUGGCUUAGACGGGGACCUGUUUGUUCCUCCUUUAGAGAGUGUGUGCAUUGAAGAAGAAGCAAAAAGUACUGAAAACGCAUACAAGAAGGCAAUGAUCAAUAAUAACAGAUCGACAGAAAACUUAGCUCGGGUUGGAAAUUAUUGGGAAGUAGAAGAGCUUAGAAUGGGGGAAUGGGAUUUGGAGGAGUUGAUGAACGAUGUUCCCUCCUUUCCUUUACUUGGAUUUCCAAGUUCAGUCAUCAACUGAGACCCCCACAACAUUUUCCUUUUUCUCUUUUGAUAUUUGUAUAUUUUUUUUUUAUGUGAAACCCCUAGCCGUACGUUCCUUUCAUAGAGUUAACUCCCCAAUAUCCAAAGUCUUCUUAGGAAAAGUAAAAAAAAAAUCAUUGUUUAUAUGUAACAAACUACCCUAUAGCUUUUGUUUGCCUGGCCUUUACAAAUGAGUUCCUGGCCUUUUGCUGUACUGUAUAAUGGAAGGGUCUGAAAUAAAGGGCACACUUUAAGAUGUA
Molecule: messenger RNA, 1420 nt
Organism: Alnus glutinosa
Lineage: Eukaryota; Viridiplantae; Streptophyta; Magnoliopsida; Fagales; Betulaceae
Product: transcription factor MYB46-like
Exons: 2
Coding region: 250-1158 (302 amino acids)
Source: RefSeq, a predicted model, not a curated record